AGGUUCACACGAAGAAGAGAAAUCGUUUGACCACACAAAAGCUCAACUCCUUGGUGUACAUCAUGUACAAUAGGAGGCUUAGAGGAAAACAUGUCAAAUUGACAAGUAUGUGUGAAAAUAAGGACCCACUGGUAGUUGAUCAUUUGGCCUCUGACGAUGAAUGGUAUGUUGGUAAUGAAAACGAGGCAAAUGAAAAUCCUCCAACUAAUAUGGCUGCAAUUACACAAAUGAUUGAGGGGGAUUCAUCUUCAUCAAGGACAAGAAAGAAGAGAAAGAAUAUCACAAAUUCAAAAGGCAAAGAUAAGAGAGUCCUGCUGAUUGAUGAGGAAGAGACUGAUGAAGAGGAUGAGCUCCAAGAUGACAAUAAUGAUGAAGAUGGGGGGCAUGAUGAUUGGGAUGAUUAAAACUUUAAAUAUUUGACAAACUGCAGAAUUUGGUUUUUUGAUUUACUUUGGUUUUUUGAUAUAUUUUCAGCUUUUAGUUUUAUGAUUUGAGACUUUUAAACCCAUAAUUUAUAUAUUUUAAGUUUUAUA
Messenger RNA from Salvia miltiorrhiza (redroot sage), 533 nucleotides. RefSeq lists its product as uncharacterized. Lineage: Eukaryota; Viridiplantae; Streptophyta; Magnoliopsida; Lamiales; Lamiaceae. The coding region runs from base 63 to 404 and encodes 113 amino acids. The record is from RefSeq and is a predicted model, not a curated record. The transcript is spliced from 2 exons.